AAAGCCUUCCACCAUCAGGAGGAGAGGAGCAGAUACUGUCAACAAGGACAGGCGAUGGCUUUCAGUGUUUCAGUGUCAGUCUACCUCUUAUUCAAUGAAGGGGCUCACCUGCUAAAGAUACCUUUCCCCCCUUCAUACAGCAAUGGCAGCAUUAAGUGAAGAGGUGGCCUUGAACUUGACACUCGCAAUCACAACCCAACCAAGUAAUUGGACAGUUAACAAAACAAAAGAAGGCACAGAAGGACCCAUAGCCUUGAAGUUCUCACACCCUUGCCUGGAACACCACGAUAGUUACUGCAUCAAUGGUGUUUGUGCCUUCCAUCGUGAGUUGAAGAAAGCCAUCUGCAGGUGUUUUACUGGUUAUACUGGAGAAAGGUGUGAGCAUUUGACCUUAACUUCAUAUGCUGUAAAUUCUUAUGAAAAAUACAUUGCAAUUUGGAUUGGCGUCGGAGUAUUAUUAAGUGGUUUUCUUGCUAUUUUUUACUGCUACAUAAGAACGAGGUGUCUAACACUGAAAUCACCUUAUAAGGUCUGUUCCAGAGGAAGACCACUGUGAGGCCUGUGUGAGAAAUUUUCCUGAGGCAUUUGUAAAGAUCAGUGAACCCCACAUUGACAUCUUCAAAUGAAACAACUAAACUUCUUAAGCUGAAUAGACUUGAACGUGAUGGAAGCUGGGAUCAUGAUGAAAUGAGAGAAUACAUUUCAACAGAAAUCACUAGACUUUGUCAUUGUUAGGAUACCAAGAGAGCCAAUGGAGCAAGCUUACAGUGACAGAAGUCAAGUUCAUAGUACUACUCUGGGCCUGUUGCUGUUGUUGUGUGGUUAUUGUUCUUACUGCAGAGAGUCUGAGUGCCAUGCAUCUGACCGUGUCAGAUGUGAGUUUUCAUGAGAAGGAUCAUCAACCUUGCAACAAGUCAAAGCAAUACCAAGCUUGGGCUCUUCAUGUACUAGCUACCAGUAUUUUGGAUCACUGCUCAAUGGACCUAAUCCCAAACAUGCUGCUCUCAUAAGGUCUAAAAGAAUGUGAUGUCAACUAUUAGGAUAAUAUCAGCGCUGUGGCACCUUCAGUGAUCCAAACAAGUGCCUGGAGUCUAAGCCAGAGACAAGAAAAUGGAAGGUCCAAGGCAAAAUACAUGAUACCCAGCUUGUGAGAACAUUGUGGAGCUGUUAUCUGUGAAAUAUGGAAUAAGCUAAAGAGUUUCUGAUGACUGGAAGCUACUGGAUAUCAAGCCCUGAGUAGACAAAACAUCUCUUUUUCUGCAUGGAUUAUAACAUGUUGUGUUGGACUCACUGGUAUCCUAAUGCUUAUGUUUAGCACUUCCUCAUAUUGUUAGUGGAAUUACCUGGUGACUAUUCAUUUGGACUGAAAUUCUAGAAUUCUACUAAUACAUGAAAUUCUACAACUGAUCCUGAAAGAAAAACUAAAGAGUUGGACACAGGAAUUUUUUCAUCAACCAAAAGCAUGUGGGAAAUUUAUUAACCACUUCUGAGUACUUGAGAGCAGAUUUGCACAUAGAGUGAGAAAAUGCAAUACUUAUUCUAGAAAUAGCUAUUUGGGAAUUAGGGUCCUUCCUCUUUAGUCAUAUUUUUUUUUCAUGUAAUUACAAUAAUCUUGGGCAGGACCACUGAUAUUGUUGGGCUUUAAUUUCAUUUUCUACAGAGCCCUUCUAGCUCUAAAAUUUGACCAGGGGAGAAGAGAGCAAUUUUUCCACAACUGAAAAAUUGGGAUAUUCUCCACCAUACCUCAAAUCCAAAACACACCACCGUCUAUCAUCUUAGGUGUAUAUUUUAGUGUUUGUUUUGUAAAAUAAUAAUUAAGAAUUUUGUUUUUAAGUGAAGCAAAACAUAUAAUUUAAAAACAAUGUCUAUAACUUUUCUUUUAAAUUAAAUCUAUAACUCUUGACUUUUUUCCAUUGUAAUUUUAAUAAGCAAAACCAUUUUGAUCAUGAGAUGGGCUAAAAGAGGAUCAAUCAUGAAUAUUCUUACCAUGAUUGCCUAGAAACAAGCCUUUCUCUUAUAUUGUUAUGACUUUUCAUUCACUAUUAAAACUUUACAUUCUGCUGUCCUUUGAGUAGAAGGUAUUUCAUUUGCUUUAUUUUGCCUUCAUAAGGAAUGUAAGGCAGGUGAAUGGCGUGUCAGCACUUUCUGAUUGUCCUCACAAAGUAUGUAAAGGUUACCUCAUACCAAGGAGUGGGGAGGUGAAGGUUCCUCCCAGUGACUCCAGGGACCACACCUAGAAAGCUAUGCUCUCCCUGAGCAUUUCAAAGACGUGUUAAAAAGCUGGGGAGAGUCCAGGAAGAAACAAUAAAGCUUAAUUAAGGACUGCCUCCUGAUGAAAGAGGAAUUAAUGCUGGAGUCUGGAGAGGUUAUAACCUAAAAAGUUAAACAUAUUUGCUGUCUAUAAAUAUUUCUAAAUUAUAAAAACAAUAUAAUUGAAAUUAAACAACAUCAGACGAAAAUUAAAAUGUCCAGAUUGCCAAACUGAAAAGUACACCAAAACAAAAAAACAAUAGAGAUUCCAAUUUUUUCACCUGCGGAACAGUAUGCAUUAACAGUAUAAAAUCCACCCGGUGAGACUAUAGAAAGUUAGAGUGUGACUCAUAAGAAGCCACCUGUUUAUGUUCUGUCCUACACAUGAUCUUGUGACCCCAUAACCCCAAGAGUUAAAUUUGCAGGAAGGAACCUCUGGCAUUCCUAUGGAGCUAGAGCUGCCAAUAUUUAUGUAUGGAAUCAGGACAUAAAU
Molecule: messenger RNA, 2743 nt
Organism: Myotis lucifugus (little brown bat)
Lineage: Eukaryota; Metazoa; Chordata; Mammalia; Chiroptera; Vespertilionidae
Gene: EPGN
Product: epithelial mitogen
Exons: 5
Coding region: 143-556 (137 amino acids)
Biological process (GO): positive regulation of mitotic nuclear division; positive regulation of cell population proliferation; epidermal growth factor receptor signaling pathway
Source: RefSeq, a predicted model, not a curated record